AUGUCACACAUCCUCCUUACCUUAGCUCCCUACCAGGUCUUAUCCUACGGUACAUUACUUGGAACGCAGGUUUUCCAUACCUUUAUAAACUCAAUACUCUCCUUCAAAGUUCUCGAGCGACCCCAAUUCGCAAUCCUACAACGUGCCGUCUUCCCCGCAUACUUCGGCAUCCAGUCUGCCGCCCCCGUGCUUCUCGCUUUGACAUAUCCUGGGAGUAAGAACCCCCUAGGCGUUGCCUCGAGCCUCGCUGGUGUGUUCCACCCGUCAAACCGCUGGGGUGUACUCGCGCCGCUUGGCACCAUACUCGUAACAGGGCUUGUUAAUUUGGUAUAUCUACUUCCCGAGACGAACAAGAUAACCGCCUUGAGGCGAGAGCAAGAAAAGAAAGAUGGCAAAGCAAGUUACGAGAAAGGUUCUCACUCAGAGGAGAUGACUGCGCUGAACAAGAAGUUCGGACAACUCCACGGCAUCUCUUCGCUUGCUAAUCUCAUCACGGUAAUUGCAACAGUCGCCUACGGCAUUAACCUAUCUUCCCGACUCGUAUAA
Molecule: messenger RNA, 546 nt
Organism: Daldinia childiae
Lineage: Eukaryota; Fungi; Ascomycota; Sordariomycetes; Xylariales; Hypoxylaceae
Exons: 4
Coding region: 1-546 (181 amino acids)
Source: RefSeq, a predicted model, not a curated record